AUGUCGGCACCGAGAGCUCCUCCGAGUCUGGCCACGGCGGCGACGGCUAUCCUGGCCGUCCUAGCCGCGGCGCUCGUCACCACGGGAGCUCGCGCGCAAAUGUGCGGCGCGCAGGCCAACGGCGCCAAGUGCGCGAACUGCCUCUGCUGCAGCCCCUUCGGGUUCUGCGGCAGCACGGCCGACCACUGCGGCGCCGGCUGCCAGAGCCAGUGCAGCGGCUGCGGCAACACUCCUACCGGCGCCAUGGCCGUGGCGUCCAUCGUGUCCAGGGCCCUCUUCGAGCGGCUCCUCCUACACCGCAACGACGCGUCGUGCCUCGCCCGCGGGUUCUACACGUACGACGCGUUCCUGGCGGCUGCCGCGGCGUUCCCUGCCUUCGCCGGCACGACGCUGAGCACCAACACCCGGAAGCGAGAGGUGGCCGCGUUCCUGGGCCAGACAUCCCACGAGACCACCGGCGGGUGGCCGACGGCGCCCGACGGCCCCUACUCGUGGGGCUACUGCCUCAAGCGGGAGAGGGACCCGCCGUCCGACUACUGCGAGCCCAGGGAGGAGUGGCCGUGCGCGCCCGACAAGCAGUACUAUGGCCGCGGCCCCAUCCAGCUCUCCUACAACUACAACUACGGGCCGGCGGGCCGCGCGAUCGGCGUGGACCUGCUGAACCAGCCGGAGUUGGUGGAGACAGACCCGGUGGUCUCAUUCAAGACGGCCCUAUGGUUCUGGAUGACCCCGCGGGGUAACAAGCCGUCGUCCCACGCCGUGAUCACGGGGCAGUGGAGGCCGAGGCUCGCAGACUUGGCCGCCGGCCGGUUUCCCGGAUACGGCGUGAUCACCAACAUCAUCAACGGCGGGCUCGAGUGUGGGAUCGGGCCGGACCCACGGGUGGCCGACCGAAUCGGGUUCUAUAAGCGCUACUGCAGCAUUCUCGGUGUCGGCUACGGGAGCAACCUCGACUGCAACAGGCAGAGGCCAUUCGACAGCUGAGAAAGCAGAUUCUCAGCUGGGCUCGC
Molecule: messenger RNA, 1010 nt
Organism: Triticum aestivum (bread wheat)
Lineage: Eukaryota; Viridiplantae; Streptophyta; Magnoliopsida; Poales; Poaceae
Product: chitinase 2-like
Exons: 1
Coding region: 1-984 (327 amino acids)
Biological process (GO): defense response to fungus; chitin catabolic process; carbohydrate metabolic process
Molecular function (GO): chitin binding; chitinase activity
Source: RefSeq, a predicted model, not a curated record